Molecule: messenger RNA, 1879 nt
Organism: Wyeomyia smithii (pitcher-plant mosquito)
Lineage: Eukaryota; Metazoa; Arthropoda; Insecta; Diptera; Culicidae
Exons: 5
Coding region: 809-1696 (295 amino acids)
Biological process (GO): actin cytoskeleton organization; muscle structure development
Cellular component (GO): Z disc; adherens junction; filamentous actin
Molecular function (GO): actin binding; muscle alpha-actinin binding
Source: RefSeq, a predicted model, not a curated record
ACAUGUUGCUAGAAUAUAAUAUAUAAGUACUAUGUUGUUAUAUGAUCGAUCUGCGACCCAGUUACGCGCUACACAUUUGCGCGUAAGAAACGCGUAGAACGCCGUCAAUGCAUAUUUUUUUCAAUUUUCCGGUUUGGCACUUAACAAGUUUAAACGAGCGGUUUAGUGGCCUGCGAAGUCAGUGACCUAGCGUAACAUUGAAAGAGUUCAAUUUAAGACAACGAUAGACGUUUUCACACCUUUUCUUUGUUUUUCACGGAAUUACAUACAUUUAAUGCGUUUGUAUGGAAACACUUUGUGAUUAGUAAUCUUUCAAUAUGUGUUAAUUCGGUAAUUUAAUUGGAUUUCUAAUACAAUUACACAGAAUCAUACUUCUUUAUUUUGAAAUUGAAGAGAGCUCGAACCAAUUCGAACAUUAUUCAUCUUCUAAAAGUAACGUGUUAAUCACAAAUUGGUUUUGAAUUUUCAUACCGAAUAACACGAAAAACUUUACCACGGUGUAGCGUUGCGCUUUGUUAGAUAAAAGAAACUAUACAGUAAUCUAGUGAUCGGAAAACACCCGAUCGGUAUCCGGCCGGAUAUGCCGAAGAUAGUGGCAACAGUAGUGACAUCAACUUCGUCACAUUGCACUGUCCGAUUUCGCGUCGGGUGACAUUGAGUGAUCGGCAAUUUAAAGCAAACUACAAUUGUUUGACAAAUUUUAUUCGAUCAACUGCGAUCGGGAGCAAUACACCAUAAAGAGUACGUACACAUACGGUUGUGGUUUUAAAGUGGGUCAUCAGGACGGCCGUAGAAGCAAAAGAUUAGAAUGGAUAUUCCAGUGGAUGCACAGGAGGUUGCCCUACCGCCGAUAGAGUCGUUCGCAAACUGCCAAUACCAUGUGCGUGUGAGCGGAACAACGGAAUUAGACAAACGGGUGAUGUCGUUUGUGGAUAAUCUGUGGGGUUUUGAGGUGACUGGUGGAAUCGACCAGUUUGAGCCGUUGACAGUCAUUUCCGUAAGGCGGGAAGGUUUGGCUAGACGCGCAGGCAUCCGGGUUAAUGAUGUGAUCACAAAAAUUAAUGAUACCUACGCAGACAAGCUCACAUUAGCUCAAGCGCAAGAACUGAUAGCGGAAUCUGGUAGAACCGUGAAAAUCUUCGUUAGAGGUGAUGUCGAAGAGGAAAGCGAAGAUGAAAUGACAGUUGAUUUUUGGUUCAAGCCUUUUGGUUUCUUUUCCUCAGUAAGCGAUGCCGAACGGGCCAUGCUGGAUUGGGAGGCACGGAUGCGAGCAAACCGGAACCCGGGCAAAUGGAAUGGGCUAUGGCCGUGGAAUAAUCGAAGGAAAGUCGUUUACAAGGAGUCCAAUUGCUACAUGGUGCCAAGUGUAGCCGAAGAAAAGCGAGAUCGGGAGCUCAAGUUGCGAGUUUCCGAAGCGGAUUACCAAAAACAUUUGGAAAGUGAGAAGGCGGAAUCCGAACGGAAGCUAAAAGAGCAGCGAUUAGAAGAAGCACAGAAAGCUGAAGAGAAACGACGAUCCGAAGAGGAAGCGUUUUUCGCGAAGUUUGAAGCGGAGCAAAGGCGUUUAGAAGAACAAAAUCCACAGAAAGCGCAAGAAACUGAUCAGUACAUUGAAGAGUUGUUGCAGCAAGAAGAACUGCUCACAACCGAUUUCGAGGUAGAAGUGAGCACCGACUUUCCGGCGGAAGAAAACUAAGUCGCAGAAUGACAAAAUUCUUUAGGUUAAGCAUAACGUCUAUAUGUAAACAAUAGAGAUACAUUUAUCUGUAAAAAGAAACAAUAAAUCUUAAAUUUCAUUAGUCUUGUUCUAUCCCAAACCUCAACUUUUUUACACAUUCUGUGAAAGAGCAAAAAGAGAGUAGUGCAUGUCUAUAUUUAU